AUGGCCAGAUACAAUUUAAAACAUGAGGAAUUUGAAAUUAGGGACGUUUCUCAAUCAACUAAGAUUAUAAUUGAUACUUUAGACUCAGUUCCUACUAAAGUUUAUUUUAAGCUAAGGGAUAAGUUUAGCUUCUUAGUUGGAGCUGGAUUGUCUAUAAGUAAUAUAGAAUUUGACGCAACCGAUUCAAUUCUUGAUGUAAGAGAGGCUGCUGUCAAUCAACUUUAUCAUAAAUUUCCUAGAGUUACAUCAUCAAUGGACCUUAAAUUUGUUAGGUUAAUUCUCUACCUUCUCAGUCAAUGA
Messenger RNA from Stylonychia lemnae, 300 nucleotides. The record is from the annotation of a GenBank genome assembly. Lineage: Eukaryota; Ciliophora; Spirotrichea; Sporadotrichida; Oxytrichidae.